Messenger RNA from Aegilops tauschii subsp. strangulata, 849 nucleotides. NCBI's taxonomy places the organism in Eukaryota, Viridiplantae, Streptophyta, Magnoliopsida, Poales, Poaceae. The record is from RefSeq and is a predicted model, not a curated record.
AUGCGGGUGCGGGUGCCCGCCCGCAUGGCCACGAGCGUGCGGGCGCUGGAGCCGAGCGGGGCGGAUGGGCACCGGCGUCGGGUGACGACCGGGGCCGCGACGAGGCCGGCCGGGAACGGCACCGGCGAGGCCAGCCCAGCGGCGGCCUGCAGCAGAGGACGACGGAGGGGUCGCGCGAGGGGGCGGUGGAGGCGGCUGCGGCCGGAGACGAGACCACGGCAGGGAAGGGAGCCAAGGCGGGUGCCGGCGGCUGCAGCAGAGGCGGGGAGCAGGGGCAGCCCCGGACGGCGGCGGCCCUGGCGGGUGCGGCCAGGCGUCGCGGGAUGGAGGCGGUGGUGGACGGGCGGCGGUAGGGGCUGGGCGCGGCCGGUGCUUGGUCGCGGGAGGCCAAGGCCGGCGCGGGCGGUGCACGACGGGGGGAUGGGGUUGCGGGAGUGCGAGCUCGCGCGCAGCCACGGGCGCGAGUGGCACAGAGGCCAUACAGGGGUGCGGGCGAUGCGGGUGCGGGUGCCCGCCCGCAUGGCCACGGGCGUGCGGGCGCUGGAGCCAAGCGGGGCGGAUGGGCACCGGCGUCGGGUGACGACCGGGGUCGCGACGAGGCCGGCCGGGAACGGCACCGGCGAGGCCAGCCCAGCGGCGGCCUGCAGCAGAGGACGACGGGGGGGGUCGCGCGAGGGGGCGGUGGAGGCGGCUGCGGCCGGAGACGAGACCACGGCAGGGAAGGGAGCCAAGGCGGGUGCCGGCGGCUGCAGCAGAGGCGGGGAGCAGGGGCGGCCCCGGACGGCGGCGGCCCUGGCGGGUGCGGCCAGGCGUCGCGGGAUGGAGGCGGUGGUGGCCGGGCCGCGGUAG